GACGAUCUUUCUCAAAGUGUUAAAGGAGUUAGAAACUUCGCCAAAAUGUGUGAAGAAGUAAAUUCAGAAAUUGCAAAAGAUAUCUUAAACAGCGUGGAUAACUUCUUGUUCGACUGUGACGGAGUAUUAUGGAAUGCCAGUGAAUCCAUUCCUGGAAGCUUGGAAACUAUUAAAGGACUCAAAUCUUUGGGGAAGAAGAUAUUUUAUGUGACCAAUAACAGCACAAAGACCAGGUCUGAGUAUGCCCAGAAAUGUGUUAAUCUGGGGUUUCCUGCCAUUGAAGAGGAAAUUGUAUGCACUAGUUACAUAUCAGCCCUUUACUUACAUAACAUGAAUUUCAAAGGGAAGAUUUAUGUUGUUGGAAAUUCCAGCAUAGGAGCAGAAUUGGAUAGAUUUGGUCUAAAUCACACUGGGAUUGGUCCAGACCCUCCAGAGGCCAAUCAGGAAUUUUUUCAAAUUGUGUCCAGUUUGAACCUUGACCCUGAGAUUAAUUGUGUCCUGGUUGGAUAUGACAAAUUCAUUUCCUAUCCUAAGAUAAUGAAGGCAGCUUCCUAUGCCAGACGAGAGGGUACCUUGUUUCUGGCUACCAAUGAGGACUCUCAUCAACAUUUGAAUGUUCCAUAUGUGAUUCCAGGGACGGGGGCCAUCGUUGCUGCUGUUAAGAUUCCUGCGAGGAAGGAGCCGUUAUUGAUGGGAAAACCAAAGAUAAACAUGUUUAAAUGCCUACAGCAGGCAUACAAUCUGGACCCCUCCAGGUGUAUAAUGGUGGGAGACACGUGUCUUACAGACAUAUCAAUGGCUACAAACUGUGGUAUGAAGUCCCUCCUGGUCCUGACCGGUGUCUCAUCUUUGUCAGAUGUAGAGGAAUACAAGACAUCUGAGGAUCCCGUCAAGCAUACAUACGUACCUACGUACUACACCAGCAAACUAGGACAGCUGGGAAAGCUUCUAGGAUUUAGUAUACCAAAAUAAUUUUAGAAAUGUUUUAAUUAGGAAAAUUUAAAAUAUUUUUAUUCUAGAGUGUUCCUUUGUAAUUUUAUCUGUGAGUGGAUGCACUGUGUUAUUUAUAGACUUGUACCCUAGAUAAUUAUUAAACCACAUGCCUUUGGGUAGAUGUUAACCGAUUCAGGAUCCUCAGUCCAAUCAGUCAUUUUUUCCAAUCUUGUUUGAUUAUUUUAGAUAUUAGUUUUGUUAAAUCUUGAAGCAGUUGUUGUUAUAAAUUUAAUUGUUAAAUAGUGAAUACUCACUUAUCUAAUCAGAAGUACCAUUAUAUGUAUGUACAACUAUACCAGCAUAUGUGCAAUACUUCAACUGUGAGUUUCGCAGGACUGUUAAGGCGUACUACGAUUAAAUCAACGGAAUAUAAACGCGCAUAAAUAUAUACCAUUUUAAACUGAGUUAAUUUUUGUAAAGCUACUAUAUUAUCACAUGACUUUAAUUUUAAUUGAAAUAACAUUGUAUACCCCGCUCGGUACGGAAUUUGGUUUGGUCACGUUAUUUGACAGUCAGGUGAUAAAUGCAUGUAAUGUGUACUGUACGUAGGUCAUAAACAAAUUUCAAUAUCGGAAGGGCAUACCCUAGUUAUUAUUAAAAAUUUCAGUAAUACAUUGUAUCUACAUAACUUGUAGUUUAUGAAAAGUGCUGCUACUUUAAAUAGAAUUCGCAUUUUAUUAGUUUAAAUUUCAAGUUAUUUGGCUAUAGUCGAAAUAUGUGUGACCUUUACCAUGUAUUUUAUUUAUUUAUUUAGUAAUGCUCUUGAUUUCAGGAAAGCAGCAGCACUUUUCAAGUUAAGGAAUGUUUCCGUAAUGCAUAUUCAAAAAAUGGUCAAGAUCUAUUAAGUGUAUGCCCUUGCGAAAAGGCGAUUUAAUGAGGCACCUCGGAGUGAAACAUGCACACCCUGUGCAUAAAAACACGGUAGAAUUAAUUCAAUACAUUCUCUCGAUAGUUUUUAAAUAAUGGCACUAAACAAAUGUUUCAGAUUUUUAAUAAUGGUCUUCCUAAGAUUUGCAAUAUUCUGUUUAAUAAUAAAAUGCGUUUUUGAUUGUGGAAAAAUAACUUGAUCCGCCUCUCACUGCACAUAAAAUACGUCAAAUUUUACCAUGAUGACGUCAUGUCGACAAGUGCAUUGUGAUCAGUGACUUGUUUAUAUCUUGCUAUGUGGGAUUUAACUAGCGACAAAAAUGAAUGCAGUGGUAAGUUUUGAUGUAGUUCAUCACUCUUAUGCAGUUUAAAUCUGCAAAUUAUUUCAUUUUCUGUUGUUUUGAGGAAUUGCUAUAUUUGUGUGAUGUCACUGUAGACAUUUCCCGUAUAAAUUAGGCCCCGUCUACUUUAUGCAACCUUAACAGAGCUGCGUUAUUUCAAUUAUGGUGUUGUAAUUUUUACGUGAUUCAGUUUAUAGGAUUUUAUAAUUCAAAAAAUCAUUUCAUAUAAAGGAACAUUUUUUUCUGAUUUCUUGAUGUGUUACAUUUUAUGUGAAUAAAAUAAAAUAGCUUAUACCUA
Saccostrea echinata is the source of this 2499-nucleotide messenger RNA. RefSeq names its product glycerol-3-phosphate phosphatase-like. The record is from RefSeq and is a predicted model, not a curated record. NCBI's taxonomy places the organism in Eukaryota, Metazoa, Mollusca, Bivalvia, Ostreida, Ostreidae. Gene Ontology annotation, molecular function: phosphatase activity. The transcript is spliced from 8 exons. The coding region runs from base 46 to 972 and encodes 308 amino acids. Gene Ontology annotation, cellular component: cytoplasm.